AAUCAACGUCUGUAAACAAGCUCGCUUCUCGUCGUGAAGUCUGUCGCCAGCAUCUCCGCCAACAUGACAUAACACUACGACUGCUAUCCGGCCGCCGGCACCUUUCGUGUGGGGAAGCUCCGUCCGUGUGAUACUCGAGCCGCGAAUCAUCUCCAGCCUGCGCAAACCCUCCACCCAUCUUGAUUUUGGUCUUGAUCACGUUGCUAUUCAGUCAUCGUUGUAACAUGACAUCGCAUUCCUAGCUCCAUCUAUUCCUCUUCUCUCCUCGUCUCUCCGUCCAGCGUUCCCACCACCGCGAACAUGCCCUUCCCCCCAAACCCAAUCCCACAUCUCCGCCGCAUCCACCACCACAAUGUCCACACAUUCAAAUCGCAACCGCUGGCCGAGCUGUCCGGCUCCUUAGGCGACCUAGGCACACUCCUCCCGCUCAUGACCGCCCUAGUAAUCACGCACUCCAUCUCGCUGCCCUCAACACUCCUCUUCACCGGCGCAGCAAACAUACUAACCGGCGUGGCAUUCGGCAUCCCGCUGCCCGUCCAGCCCAUGAAAGCCAUCGCCGCCGUCGCCAUAGCGCGCAAAUUCACCCUCGAGGAGAACGCCGCAGCGGGCCUGGUCGUCGCGGGCUUGGUCGGCUUGUUCAGCGUCACGGGGCUGAUCGCCUGGGCGAAUCGCGUCACGCCCGUCCCCGUCGUAAAGGGCAUCCAGGUCGGCGCGGGGCUAUCGCUGUGCAUGAGCGCCGGGACGACGAUGCUGGUCCCGCUGCGCUGGACGGGGCCGUGGUGGGGAGACAACCUGCUGUGGGCGGUCGCAGCAGCACUGCUCCUCCUCGCCACAUCCGCAUACCCCAAGUUCCCCUACGCGAUGUUCGUUUUCACCACAGGGGUCGCGCUCUCCCUCCUCGCCCCUACCAGCAGCGAGUCACCCACACCCUCCACACCCCUAAUCCCCAUCCUGCACCCCUCAGCCCACGACUUCUGGACCGCAACCUCCACCGCCUCGCUCGGCCAACUCCCCCUCACACUACUAAACUCCGUCAUCGCCGCCUCAGCCCUAGCAGCCGACCUUCUCCCCUCCCCCCCUUACCCGCCCACCCCCUCCGUAACCGCCCUCGGCCUCUCCGUCGCAGCGCUAAACCUCGUAGGCUGCUGGUUCGGCGCCAUGCCCGCGUGCCACGGCUCCGGCGGACUGGCGGGCCAAUUCCGCUUCGGCGCGCGCAGCGGGUCCAGCAUCGUUUUCCUCGGCGCUGUGAAAUUCUCACUCGGCGUUGUCGCGCUGUGGAACGCUCAGCCCAUCGUAAGCGUGCUGGCUGGUAUUCCCAAGGCGCUGCUCGGCGUGCUGGUGCUGGCCGCGGGCGUCGAGCUGGCUAAAGUUGGCGAGAGCGUUAAUACGGAUGCGCGGGAUUUGCGCGUUUUUGACGCCGAGCGGGCGUGGGAUGGGAAGCGGGUUAAGGAGCUGGACGGGCGGGAGAAGAGCGAGCGCUGGGUGGUGAUGCUGGUUACGGUUGCGGGGGUGCUGGCGUUUCGGAAUGAUGCUGUGGGGUUUGUGGCUGGGUUGGCGUGGCAUUGGGGGUUUAGGGGGGCGAGGGGUGUGCGGGAGUGGAGGGAUGGAGGGGAGUAUGCGGAGGAGGAGAGGAGGGGGUUGCUUGCGGGUGAGGAUGUGGGGGUUGUUGCUUGA
Messenger RNA from Dothidotthia symphoricarpi CBS 119687, 1674 nucleotides. RefSeq lists its product as uncharacterized. The record is from RefSeq and is a predicted model, not a curated record. Gene Ontology annotation, molecular function: molybdate ion transmembrane transporter activity. The transcript has a single exon. Gene Ontology annotation, biological process: molybdate ion transport. NCBI's taxonomy places the organism in Eukaryota, Fungi, Ascomycota, Dothideomycetes, Pleosporales, Dothidotthiaceae. The coding region runs from base 301 to 1674 and encodes 457 amino acids.